AUGUCGUCGGUUCAAGUGGCACCCACGCGCAUGGCGCUGACGACCUUCAAGGGCAAGCGUGUCGGCGCCAAGAAGGGGUUUGAACUACUGAAGAAGAAGGCCGAUGCCCUGAAGAUGCGCUUUCAAGCCAUGCUGCGCGAGAUCCAGAAGACCAAGAUGUCUAUGUCGACAGAGGCAUCGGAGGCGUUCUUCUCGCUCACGCAAGCGCAGUACGCUGCUGGUGACUUCCGUAAUAAGGUCAUCGAGUCGGUGAGCACGGCAGAGAUCCGCACUCAGAACCGCAUCGACAAUGUGGCUGGGGUCAAGCUGCCCGUAUUCACGGAAGUGGAAGUGAGUCGCGAGAAGAGCGACAACAUCGGUCUGGCCGGCGGAGGUGGCAAGAUCCAGAACUGCCGCGAAAAGUUCCGCGUGUUGCUACGCGCACUGAUCAAACUGGCAUCGCUGCAGACCUCUUUCGUGACGCUGGAUGAGGCAUUGAAAGUGACCAACCGCCGUGUGAACGCGUUGGACAACGUGACCAUUCCUCGUAUUGAGAAGACGAUCUCGUACAUCACGAGAGAGUUGGACGAGCUGGAGCGUGAGGAUUUCGUGCGCAUCAAGAAGGUGCAAGCGAACAAGCAAGACCACGAGAAGGCGAUCCUGGCCAGAGAAAAGGAAGCGGCGGAGGCCAAAAAGUCGUCGGGUGCUGCUGUGGACGACGACCCGUUCGCGGACGUCGUGGCGUCGGACCGCGACAUUCUCGCCCAGUACGAGCCGUCUGCGGACGCAGAUGUCGUCUUCUAG
Molecule: messenger RNA, 783 nt
Organism: Phytophthora nicotianae INRA-310
Lineage: Eukaryota; Oomycota; Peronosporomycetes; Peronosporales; Peronosporaceae
Exons: 8
Coding region: 1-783 (260 amino acids)
Cellular component (GO): vacuolar membrane; proton-transporting V-type ATPase complex
Molecular function (GO): proton-transporting ATPase activity, rotational mechanism
Source: RefSeq, a predicted model, not a curated record